Nerophis lumbriciformis (worm pipefish) is the source of this 1930-nucleotide messenger RNA. RefSeq names its product alkaline ceramidase 2 (gene acer2). The record is from RefSeq and is a predicted model, not a curated record. Gene Ontology annotation, cellular component: Golgi membrane. Gene Ontology annotation, biological process: sphingosine biosynthetic process; ceramide catabolic process. Gene Ontology annotation, molecular function: N-acylsphingosine amidohydrolase activity. NCBI's taxonomy places the organism in Eukaryota, Metazoa, Chordata, Actinopteri, Syngnathiformes, Syngnathidae.
UGUCAACGCGUGACGUCGAUAGUCGCAGCCAGCAGGAGGUUUUGCUUGGAAAGAAGGCGAAGUAGCUCUUCGGCAUCAAUAAUAGUGUCUUCCACCUCGGCUUCUUCUUUGUCAAUUCACCCAGCGAACAAAGAGUCCAGAACCACGGCGUCGUCGGGCAUGUUAGCGUGGCGUCCAAACGGAAGCGUCCUGUGCCCACGUCGCGACUAGUCCAGACAUGAGUAACGUUAAUCUGAUGUUUUGGGAUCACUUGCAGGCUGGCAGCUCGGACGUGGACUGGUGUGAAGGCAACUACCUCAUCUACCCGGGCAUCGCGGAGUUCUACAACACGAUCAGCAACAUUUUGUUUUUUGUUUUGCCGCCCAUAUUAAUGUGCUUGUUCCGCCAAUAUGCAACACAUUUCAACAGCGGGAUUUACCUCAUUUGGACCCUGCUGGUGGUGGUCGGUAUCGGAUCCACGUACUUCCACGCCACGCUCAGCUUCCUGGGGCAGAUGCUGGACGAGUUGGCCAUUUUAUGGGUGCUAAUGUGUGCCAUCGCCAUGUGGUUCCCCAAAAGAUACCUCCCCAGGAUGUUCAGGAGGGACCGGACACGGUUCAAAGUGGUGAUUGGCAUCUUGUCAGGGAUCACCACCGGGUUGGCCUUUGUGAAGCCUGUUGUGAACUCCCUGUCACUCAUGACUCUGGGCAUCCCCUGCACUGUGCUGCUCAUCACCGAGCUUAAAAGGUGUGAAAACCCACGUGUGUUCAAGCUGGGCCUGAUCUCAGGGAUCUGGUGGGCGCUGGCUCUGCUCUGCUGGAUCAGCGACAAGAUUUUCUGUGAAAUGUGGUCGUCGGUCAACUUUCCCUACCUGCACUGUGCUUGGCACAUCCUCAUCUGUCUGGCCUCCUACUUGGGCUGCGUGUGCUUCGCCUACUUCGACGUGGCCUACGAGGCCCCCGAGCGAGGCCCCGUCAUCAUGUUCUGGCCCAACGAGAAGUGGGCCUUCAUCGGCGUCCCUUACGUCUCCUUCCUCUUCGUGCACAAGAAGUCGACUAUCAAGGUGACUUAAGGUCGCCCCCACCCACCAUUUUCUCCGCACUUUAAGGUGGAUCACCAGACGGCCAUUGGAUGACACAGGUGGUCUUUAUUACUCAGCAGUGCUUCUGCCAGCAACAUGUGCCACUCGCCAUGUGGCGCUCCUACCACGCAUGGAAGUAUUAUGCAUUUGAUGCUUGACCUCAGUAUUCCACUGCCUUUACAUCUCCUGGGUGCAUCAAACCAGCAUCAGUGACAACACUCUGAAUGCUAUUGUGAUUGUUUGCAAACAUUCUUCUACUUUAUGAAUAAUAUUAGAGAACCAUGAAUGAAGAGCCAUGUAACCAACAUUGAAUGUACUGAAGAUUCAUAGAUUUGCUUUUAGUGACAAAUAGCAGACAACAUUUCAGGUCACUUUUUGUUUUUUAUUAUUUCUUAAGCUAGAAGUAACUUUCUAAUCCUCUUUUUUUUUGUUUGAUCUUGUGUUUGAUUUAUUGAUCAUGCCAUGUUCUCUAGGGUGCAUUCAGUAUUUUAGAUGGUAUACUUACAACAAGUACGGCACAUGUGUAUGUAAAGCCAAAAUCCAACUGGAUACUAAAGUUAAGAAAGGUGCACAAUCCUCCUAUGCACAUGGUUCAUGCCAGGGAUGCCCACAUUUGGCCCGUUGGCACAUAUUUAUACCAGCCGUCUUUCAAGCUGCACAAUCAUGGACGGCAGGUCCGCCAGCCUACACUGUAAAAAAAAAAGUCAGCAGAUUUUACUGUAAAAAAAAAAACAACAACUGGCAGCUCAGUUGCCAGAAGUUUGAGGUAAAAAAAAAUCAUCAUUUUGCAAUUUUAAAAACAGCAAACUUAGAUUUUACGGUAAAAAAAAGUAGCAGCUCAGUCGCCAGAAUUUUGCAGUAAAUAUAAAA